UUUUUGUUGUUGUUUUUGUUUUUGUGAAAGGUGAUUAAAGGCACCAAGUUAUUGGAUUAGAUAAUUGUGAUGGCUAUGAGUAUUAGGAAGGCAAUUGGAGCAGUGAAAGAUCAAACUAGUAUAAGCCUAGCUAAAGUGACCGGCAAUGUUGCGCCGGACCUUGAAGUAUUGGUGGUGAAAGCAACCACUCAUGAUAAUGAUCCAGCAGAUGAGAAAUAUAUUAGGGAGAUUUUGCACUUGACCUCUAAUUCUCGAGGGUAUGUUAGUGCUUUUGUUUUUGCAGUGUCAAAGAGGUUAAGCAAAACCCAUGAUUGGGUUGUGGCGUUGAAGGCAUUAGUGCUUGUGCAUAGGCUAUUAACUGAUGGAGACCCUGUACUUGGUCAAGAGAUCAUGUAUGCAAGUCGGAGAGGGAUGAGGGUUUUGAAUAUGUCUGGUUUUCGUGAUGAAGCGCACUCUAAUUCCUGGGAUCAUUCUGGAUUCGUUAGGACUUAUGCCAUUUAUUUAGAUCAGAAGCUUGAGUUUUCUACUUAUGAUAGGAAGUUGAAUGACGGUGAUGGUUAUGGUCAGUAUAGGUCCGAUGGACAUGGGAUGGAUAGGAGAAAGAGGUUCUUUAAUGAGCCUGAUGAGUCUGCUGGAAGGGAAGAGAAAAGUGGGGUGACGCCAGCCAGAGAAAUGAAGCCUGAGAAGGUUUUAGAGAGGUUGAAUCAAUUGCUUCAGCUUCUUGAUAGGUUCUUGGCUUGUAGACCGACUGGUGCAGCCAAGGAUAGUAGGAUGGUGCUGGCGGCAUUAUAUUCUCUUGUGAAGGAGAGCUUCAAGCUUUAUGCUGAUAUUUGUGAGGUAUUACAUAAUUUGUUGGAUCGAUUCACAGAGAUGGAGUAUGCUGAUUGUGUCAAGACUUUUGAUGCUUAUGUUAGUGCAGCAAAGAUGAUCGAUGAGCUUGUCGGCACUUACAAUUGGUGCAAGGAUGUUGGGAUUGCAAGGUCAUCCGAGUUCCCAGAAGUGCAAGUCAUCACUGAUAAGCUUUUGGGCACACUUGAGGGCUUCUUGAGAGAGAGGGCAAAUAGGCCAAGGAGCCCUGAGAUAAAUAGGGUGGAGAGUUCGUCAGCAGUUAAAGAGGAGAAAACACCAGAUAUGAACGAAAUUAAAGCUCUCCCACCACCCGAGAAUCACACACCUCCUCCUCCUGCUCCUCCUCAACCUGUACCACAGCCAAGGCCACAUGCUCAGCAGGUAACUGAAGACUUGGUGAAUUUGAAGGAUGAUGGAGUGACAGCUGAUGGUGAGGGCAAUAAAAUGGCAUUAGCUCUAUUUUCUGGGCCUGUAGCCAAGGGGAAUGGCUCCUGGGAAGCAUUCCCGUCUGAUGGAGAGACUGGACAAGUAACUUCAGCUUGGCAGACACCAGCUGCUGAGAUUGGCAAAGCUGACUGGGAGUUAGCAUUGGUAGAAACCGCCAGUAAUUUGUCAAAGCAGACGGCUGAUUUAGCAGGUGGUUUUGAUUCACUUUUGUUAAACGGGAUGUACGAUCAGGGAACCGUGAGGCAGCACGUGAGCAAUACUCAGGUGACUGGUGGGAGUGCCAGCAGUGUAGCAUUGCCUGGAGUGGGAAAGACUGCAACACCUAUGCUUGCAUUACCUGCCCCUGAUGGAACAGUCCAACCAGUAGGGAACCAAGAUCCAUUUGCUGCUUCCCUAGCUGUGCCACCUCCUUCUUACGUCCAAAUGGCUGAACAGGAGAGGAAACAGCAUUUGUUAAUGCAGGAACAACAGCUGUGGCAGCAAUACGCAAGCAACGGGAUGCAAGGCCAAAUGGGUUUGUCCAGACUUGCAGGAGCUACCCCAGGCUACUAUGGCGCUGGAAUGCCACCAUCAAUGCCCUAUGGGAUGGGACAGCCAGCAGGUUAUUACUUCACCCCCCUCUGAAUCUCGCCUCUCGCGAUACAUGUGGUGCUUUUGCUACAUUGCAGUUUUCUUUUAUUAUGCUACAAUAUUAUCAUAUUCUUGAAACCUGUUAUCAGCUCCUCUGCAACACCUAUAAGCUGUGUAUUCUGACAUUUUUACGAAAGUGAGUUGAAAAAAAGGAUAUGGAGACAGCCAUACAAUAAGUAACUUUUUUAGAUGUAUCGCCCUGUUGAAAUUUCCAUUUCAAUAUUUUAAGCCAAA
Solanum verrucosum is the source of this 2160-nucleotide messenger RNA. RefSeq names its product putative clathrin assembly protein At2g25430. Gene Ontology annotation, molecular function: 1-phosphatidylinositol binding; clathrin heavy chain binding; SNARE binding. Bases 70 to 1920 code for a protein of 616 amino acids. NCBI's taxonomy places the organism in Eukaryota, Viridiplantae, Streptophyta, Magnoliopsida, Solanales, Solanaceae. The transcript has a single exon. The record is from RefSeq and is a predicted model, not a curated record. Gene Ontology annotation, biological process: clathrin coat assembly; clathrin-dependent endocytosis; vesicle budding from membrane. Gene Ontology annotation, cellular component: clathrin-coated pit; clathrin-coated vesicle.